UUCCAGAAGUCAUUAUCCACAGCAGCCUCAGAGCUCAUGUGUGAAAAUCCCUCAUACAGAAAAGGGCCUUGAAAUGGAUUGUUUAAGCCAGUAAUGGUUGGUGUGGCCCAGCCUGUUCUUAUAGUCUUUAACUUUCACAGAUUAGGGAUUAAUUAAUUGACAAAGUUAAUGAAAGAACAGACUCUGACAUAGGAGGUCUAACUCAUGCAAGAAAAUGCAAUUGAAUACACUUUUGCUCCUGUUCUUCACUGUUUCUGGAUUUUCUAAGGCAUUAAAGGCAGCAGAGGUGGAUGGCAUAAGGAUAGAUGUUUCUGAUAAGGAGAGAGAAAAUGGAGGUGAAAACCUGGAAGAAAAUGAACAAGAACAAAUGAUGGACAGAUUUACAAGCCUAACAAAGAAGACAUCUGAGAAUAAACCAACCACAGAGGAGAGAAGGAAUGAGAAGGGUCCACGCUUUAAAGGAGAGUCAGAGAGAAUCAGUGUGCAAAAGAAUCAGAACCAAAUCUCUUUAUUUAGCAAUAUAGAUGAUUUCCUAGAGGAAAAUCAACAAUAUAUAAGAAGAUUUGAGGAAGCGUCAAUGUCAAACACAGAUUCUGGAAUGAAUUUAGUUCCAGAAUCAAACAUAAAUAGGUUAGGUUGCAGUAGGGGGCUAAAGAUGAUUAGAAACUGCACCAAUAAACAGGAAAAACAAGUGGUGAAAACCAGUGCUACAAUAAAGAAAAAUAAUCCGCUAAUAGAGAAAGACAGAAAACUGGAUGCUGUAAUUCCUCUUUUUGACAAAAGACGAGACACUAAAGAUGAUAAGAAUACUAAAAGGAUAGCUUCAGAUUUAAAGUUGAGAAAGGUGGAGGAAAAGGAUCCAUUAAUAUUAGAGGCUAAAACAAUCACAGCAAAGCAGUCAGUGGAUAUAAACAAAGUCCAUGAGGCAAAAAAGGAGGAAUUUAUCACCACAUUACAAGCAGUGAAGCCAAACCCAGCAGAUUUAAGGUUAGUAGGCAAACUAAAAUAUUUAAAAACAAUAGAGGAAAAGAAAACAGAAGAAAUAAAUGAAAAUAUACGCACUGGAAAAACAGUAUAUUUUACUCCCAGGCCAAGUAUAACCCUAACUCUGGGGGAACCAAGAGCUGUUACACAGAUGAGAAAAGACAACACAUUUACAGACAAGUAUAAUAAAACAUCUCCAACCGAGCCACAAGGAACCAAACCUUCCAUAAAGCUGAAACUUCUACCAACCACAGUAACAUCAAUGACUCCAACAACAACCAUCAAGAGUAGCAGAAAUAAGAAAAAGUCCAAGAAAAAGAAAAGGAGGAAGGAGAAUAAAACACCAACACCACAAGAGACAAUGAAGAAAAUCCCUCCAGCAGUUUACUUUCCAUACUUCAUGGAUGACUACUGCCCACCUGAGUGCGCCUGUUAUGGAAGAGUUGUCCAGUGCUCUGAUAAAGGUGUUGAACAGUUUCCAUAUGGAAUUCCCUAUAAAACCCGCAACAUCCUCUUGAUGAACAACAACAUCAGCAGCAUCCAGCUGGACUUACUUCGUGAUUAUUCUUCCAUGGAAUUAAUUUCCUUAAGCAACAAUCGACUCACAGAUGGAGCCAUUGAGGGAUCUUUUGAGGAAAUUCCUUCUCUGAAGCGUCUCUAUCUGGAUAGAAAUUUCCUCCAAAGCGUGCCAACUGACCUCCCAGAUUCUCUCGAGGAGCUGCGGCUGGACAGCAACAAUCUGAUGAUGAUGUCAGAGGCAGUUUGGACACAAUGUCCCAGACUGCUGGUUUUAAGUUUGAGCAAUAACAGCCUAGGGAAUGGAUUUAAAUCUCUUCCUCCAGGUGCAUUUUCCCCUUUGCGCAAUCUACGUACUCUGAACCUAAAUUAUAACCAAUUGGCCUCAGUGCCCCUGGAGCUACCGCUGUCCAUCAAGGAGUUAUAUCUAAGAGGGAACCAUAUUAAGCAGUUCAGCAGAGGGGUUUUUAAAGGGAUUUCAGAGCUGCUAGUGUUGGAUCUAAGUGUAAACAAGCUGAAGAGCAAAGGUCUUCUUUGGGAUUCCUUCUUCAAUGCAUCACACUUGGAAAGCCUCAACUUAGAAGCAAACCAACUGAAACAAAUGCCGCAAAACCUUCCUUAUUCCCUGAAAACUCUAAACCUUGAAGGCAAUCUAAUAUCCUCAAUAAAGAAAACCUCCUUCUCUAAGUUGAUUAAUCUGGAGCACUUGGGAAUAGCAAGAAAUAAGAUUUUUAAAAUAUCCAGCGGUGCCUUUAAGACCCUGUCUGUCUUGCACCAGUUAGACCUGUGUCACAACAUGUUGCGCCAGGUGCCCAGGCAGCUGCCUGGUGGUCUGCACUCGGUUGCACUCACGCAUAACAAGAUAGAGUCAGUACCCCAUGAUGCAUUCUGCUGGGGUAAUCAAAGUCACAGCAGGCUUGUACAAGUGCAACUGGAAUACAACUUCAUUGACUUGGGAAAGUUGGAUGAAAAAGCCUUUAGAUGUUUACGAGGAAUGCAGGUCCUGCAUUUCUACUGAACUGAUAAACUGUUACAAUUGAAAUAAAUAUGCUGCUUAUUACGUGACUAUUUUUUUAUAUCUCCCCUCCUCUUUAACAAAGACUUCUGUCCUCCCAGACCAACUUCAAUAAUACUUUUCUAUACUUAUUACAUGUUAAGUCCAUCCCAAACUAAAUCUUCAUUUCUGACUAUUUUUCUGGGAAAUAUUUUCCUUGUAGGUGUAUAAAGAAGUUUUUCCAUUCAAUAAGAGCCCCCUAACAUUACGAGAACACAACUAUGGGUUUCUAACCCUUAUAAAACAAAUAGUGACCUAAUUGGAAUAUCCCUCCUGAAAAUAUUUAAACCACAUUUUGCUGUAAAAAAUAAAAAUGACCCACUAAGAAACAAAUGUGGUUAAAGCAAUUAAUUUGUGAUGCAUCAACUUCCACGAGCAGGAACAUUCUGUUUUGCACAGUAUGAUAUUGUAUGGAUUAAAUUAUUAUUGUCACUGAUAAAAACAGAAUGUUGUUAAAGCAUUUUGGGUUGUUUUCUCGUGCAGUAGAAAAAUAAAAUCUUUCUUUUGAUGUCUCGGAUAAAUAAUGCAUGAUUGUCAUAAAGAAGUAACUGAAAACAAUAAAAUCAAAGUCCAGAUUCCCUGAGGAUCCAGUAACUCUUUUCUGUUUUUCUGUCCAUGACUUUUCCUUCCUGUAAACAACAGAGAAAGAUAAGUUACUCCAGAUCAAUGCAGUUAUGUUCUGUUUUUGUCUUUUUUGCAAAAACCAAAGUGUUUGUAUUCUGACUGGAAUGUUUGUAUAAUAAAUC
Cyprinodon tularosa is the source of this 3300-nucleotide messenger RNA. RefSeq lists its product as uncharacterized. Gene Ontology annotation, molecular function: protein binding. The transcript is spliced from 4 exons. The coding region runs from base 215 to 2518 and encodes 767 amino acids. Lineage: Eukaryota; Metazoa; Chordata; Actinopteri; Cyprinodontiformes; Cyprinodontidae. The record is from RefSeq and is a predicted model, not a curated record.